UGCUGUCCCAACGCUUACACCCCCUGGACCGCCCCGCUGGGGGGCGCAACGCCGUGGUACAGCUCCGUGGCCGUGCCGGCGACCCCGACGCCGCCCCCAACCGCGACACCGCUCCCCUCUACAAUCCCCGCCAAAAGCAGCCGUCAACACCGAACGUACAGACCCACGGUGACGGUCACAGUCACACUCUCCGCCAUGCAGUACGCCGUCCAGCCCGAGGGAACUCCCAUGUCUCCCGGCUGGAUCGCCGGCACUGCCGUUGGCUGUGCCCUUGCCGUCGGUGCCCUCAUCGGAGCGGGCAGGUGCUGUCUGAGGUGGAAGCGGAAGCACCGCGAGCAGGGCCAGCGAGGGCCAAACCACCAUAGCGCCCCCUUUGGAUUCGAUCCGGGCAGCUCCGAACUGCCCACGACCACAGUGUCUUGGUUGUUCCGCGAUUCGACCCCGCCAGAGGCCAACAACAGAAAAUUUGGGUUUCUGGGAGGGCUGAACGGCAACCAGCGGGACAGGCAGGACUCCCUCUACAUCAAUCUGAGGGACGUGGCUGAGGCCGCACGCGUGAAGCGGUCGGCUGCCCGAGAAGCGUACCCGCUCGAGCCCAUCCAGGCAUUCUCGGCGUCGGACAUCCCAAGCACCGGCCAGGCUAGCCAAGGCGAACCAUUGCCGGGCGAGUCAUCCAACAGCGCCACCAACGGCACGACCACCCCGGCCCCAGUGCACGCCAAGCCCGAGCACUUGUCGUGGGACGCGGUGAUGCACGGGGCGCUGAUGCCGUCCAGUAAAGCCCUGACAACCGCCCUCCCCGAGCACUGGUUGUUACCGGGCGGGAGUAGCAGCAACCCAGGCAGUUCUAGCGGCGACGGCGGGGGCGGUGCCACUGCAACCACCAGCGCUCCAAGCAUCAGUUACCCGCCGGACGAGCCGCCCAUCUUCAACGCCAUGUCGAGGCAUGGUCGCUUGCCUACGUGGCUGGACGGGCCCCCUCGUCGGAGUCGUCGUCCUGCCGCGCAGCCCGCGCCCGCGCCGGCACCGACGCCACCAGAUCCGCCGCUCCGGGAUCACUACCUGCGGCCGCCGCCAAGGCCCGCGCCCGCCACUUCGUCGAAGGAGCAGCGGCGGCAGCAGAAGGCAAUUGCCCGGCAGCAGCGCAUUAUGGCGCGGCCUAGGGCGGCAUACGAGUACCAAGGGGGUAACAUGGUGUUUGGGGAGCCGCUGUAGCUGCCUGGUGGACUUGGGGCAGGAUAUGCUGGGCUAACGUGGGUUAAGCACGUUGGAAUGCGCUAAACUGAGGUCGGGCUGAAGUUGGGGGGCUUGAAGAGGGGUGCUCGAAGGGUGUUUCAAGGGGUGUUCUACAGCAUGGGGCUUCACUUGGGAAUAGGGUUGGAUUGUGGGGAAUGGAAAGGGCGUGGCGUCAUGCUGUAUCAGCUGACUUUUAUUCCUCGAGAUUAGAGAUGCAUACUAAGAGCGUGUGAAGAACGUUGUGUAAGACAGUGUAAAAAUAAGGCAAAAGGGGAUGCACCAGAUAAAGCAGAGGAACAAAAAGGGGAGAGAGGGGGGGAUGCGAAAGAUGAUGAUAGGGAAAUCAUGGAUCCUGAACGAGAAACGGCAUGAUUAAGAUUAUUGGCUUUGUUAAUAUUAAGGUAACUUAUUGUCUUCUAAGUAAUCCUUAGUUUUAAAAGAC
This is a messenger RNA of Parathielavia appendiculata, 1678 nucleotides long. RefSeq lists its product as uncharacterized. NCBI's taxonomy places the organism in Eukaryota, Fungi, Ascomycota, Sordariomycetes, Sordariales, Chaetomiaceae. The record is from RefSeq and is a predicted model, not a curated record. The transcript has 2 exons. The coding region runs from base 196 to 1215 and encodes 339 amino acids.